CCUAUAAAAGAGCGGAAUCGUCGUUUCGUCGCUUCAUUCGCUCUCCGAAGUUGACGCCGCGAACUAGUGUCGUCUCUCGUUUUGAGUUUUUCGUUUACCGAGAAAGCUUUUCAUUAGUAUCUCUCUCAGCUAUGGCUCGUACUAAGCAGACUGCUCGUAAAUCUACCGGCGGCAAGGCGCCGCGCAAGCAGCUCGCAACGAAGGCCGCUCGUAAGAGCGCGCCCGCCACCGGAGGAGUCAAGAAGCCGCAUCGUUACAGGCCCGGUACGGUCGCCCUUCGCGAGAUCCGUCGUUACCAAAAGAGCACGGAACUUCUGAUUCGCAAACUGCCAUUCCAACGUCUCGUCCGUGAGAUCGCUCAAGAUUUCAAGACUGAUCUGCGAUUCCAGAGUUCGGCGGUUAUGGCGCUGCAGGAAGCCAGCGAAGCCUACCUGGUCGGUCUAUUCGAAGACACUAACCUGUGCGCCAUUCACGCCAAACGCGUCACGAUCAUGCCCAAAGAUAUUCAACUGGCGCGCAGGAUCCGUGGAGAACGUGCGUAAAUUUCGACACGUUCUUCUUCUUCCUCGGACGGUUUUACCGUCUACAUCGAGAAAAAACAAAAAAAUAAAACAAAAAGGCCCUUUUCAGGGCCAAUCAUAUAUUUCUAUACGUAAUUAUGACUUUUGUUUGUUUCAAACGUUCAUACGUCAAUACCUGUCUCUUAACUAGUAUCAUUAUACAAAUACUAUAAGUAAACAAAAUAAAUGUAUGUAUUAUAUAUAAUA
This is a messenger RNA of Melitaea cinxia (Glanville fritillary), 767 nucleotides long. Its product is annotated as histone H3. Bases 132 to 542 code for a protein of 136 amino acids. The record is from RefSeq and is a predicted model, not a curated record. Gene Ontology annotation, molecular function: protein heterodimerization activity; DNA binding; structural constituent of chromatin. The transcript has a single exon. Gene Ontology annotation, cellular component: nucleosome. NCBI's taxonomy places the organism in Eukaryota, Metazoa, Arthropoda, Insecta, Lepidoptera, Nymphalidae.